This is a messenger RNA of Hypoxylon trugodes, 1498 nucleotides long. Its product is annotated as ubiquinol-cytochrome c reductase iron-sulfur subunit, mitochondrial. NCBI's taxonomy places the organism in Eukaryota, Fungi, Ascomycota, Sordariomycetes, Xylariales, Hypoxylaceae. Gene Ontology annotation, biological process: mitochondrial electron transport, ubiquinol to cytochrome c. Bases 162 to 863 code for a protein of 233 amino acids. The transcript has 3 exons. The record is from RefSeq and is a predicted model, not a curated record. Gene Ontology annotation, molecular function: quinol-cytochrome-c reductase activity; 2 iron, 2 sulfur cluster binding. Gene Ontology annotation, cellular component: membrane.
AGGCCAAUCACAUCGCAUUACCUAAUGCACCCAUUCGCAGUUUAGCUUAGAAACAUUACCGAAGUCUUUCGAUUUCAAUUGCCCAGGACCAGCAAAAAAAAGACCUCACAAUACCUGAUACCAACAUUGCCGUCAACCCCCAAUUGAUCCACCACAACGCCAUGGCGCCUCUCACAAUCGCCUCCCGCGCUCUCGCGCGAGGAGUCUCGAGAUCCUGCUGCCGUGUCAACGCCGCCCGCGCCAUUUCUACCACAUCCGUUCAGCGAAGCGACGCCGGUUCCUACUCGAGCCCCUUCAAGGGCGAGUCGAAGUCUACCAAUAUUCCUGACUUUGGACAUUACUUUAAUAAGGGCAGCUCGAACACGAAUCUGCUUUUUCAGUAUUUUAUGGUGGGAACGAUGGGUGCUAUUACUGCUGCGGGUGCUAAGUCGACUGUGCAAGAAUUCCUAAAGAACAUGUCCGCGUCCGCCGAUGUUUUGGCCAUGGCCAAGGUUGAGGUCGACCUUAACGCGAUCCCCGAAGGCAAGAACGUCAUCAUCAAGUGGAGAGGAAAGCCGGUGUUCAUCCGACACCGUACAGAAGAGGAGAUUGGCGAGGCGAACUCGGUUCAGGUUUCGUCAUUACGAGAUCCUCAGGCCGAUGAGGACCGUGUUCAGAAGCCCGAAUGGCUGGUCAUGUUGGGUGUCUGCACACAUUUAGGUUGUGUCCCUAUCGGCGAGGCGGGAGAUUUCGGCGGUUGGUUCUGCCCCUGCCACGGUUCUCACUACGAUAUCUCCGGACGUAUAAGGAAAGGACCUGCUCCUCUCAACCUCGAGAUUCCCACGUACGAGUUCCCCGAGGAAGAUAAGUUGAUUAUCGGUUAAAAAAGAAGCGAGCUACUACUUGUACAAUUUUUUAUCCCCCCCCAACUACCACCACUAGACUGGCGGGCCGUGGUCUUUCCAUUUCACAAAUCGUCGAGCUGGACGGCAAGGAUAGACAGACGUAAUGACAAGACUCGUGAGGUUCCACGGCAUUCUUUAGAAGUUUCCUCUGGCGUUGCCAAUUUGUACAAAAUACAUUAAGACUUGUCAAGUUUAAAAUGCAUCAAUACUCCUAAUUCUUGCUUGUGCUUCUUGCUAGGUGGUAUAUUUUUUAUGUCGAAACUAACCGAGAUCAUAUCUAGCCUACCUAUGUGCAAUGUGCGACGGAAUUCAAUACAGUAUUCGCCACAACAUCGGAACGAUCGUUGACGAUUACGUUGGGGUAUAUAAGGGGGAAAGAGAACGAGAGAUGGCCUUCAUUCAGAAAAAUGAGACGAAGAGUAUAAUUCAUACACGGAACGGGCCUGUAGGGAAUGCGGCAUGCUUAUCAUUGAAGUCAAUCGCUGCUUUUAUGAUAUCGAUCAAUCAUAAAUCAUAACAUAUCACAAGAAACUAUAAGAGUAGCGACACGGGAGUGAUAGUCGAUAAAAUUGGAGCAUGUAUGGAGUAGAAUCUGGAGAAAAUCUUACUAUGUC